GUGAAUGGAAAACUGUAUGCUUCGUGAUGACAAAUUUAUGGAUCAUGGAUUCAUGAAAAGAGAGCCGAAAAACACACUUGCAAGAGAACACUUUGAAAACGGGAAAAUGAACAGUAUAUCUUUGUUGUUACGAAGUAAUUUAAGAUUUUCUUCCAUUCAUAACAAAUCAGUUGUUGCCUAUUCUUCACAGGCAGCGAAAGAAAAUGUUACAAUUAAAAAAAAGAAACCUAUCAGCAGAGCGAUGCGUGCAUAUAUUGACCGAGUUAAGCAAUUUGAGGAAAAUUUGAUCGUAGAGUCAAAGGAGUAUAGUGAUGGUAAAAGAUUUUUAGCAAACAUAAUGGGUGAGGAUCCAGCACACUUCACACCCAAAGAUGUUGAUAAAAGUGUUGAAUACCUCCUACCUUCUGGAUUAUUUCAAAAAUUGGCUAGACCAGAAAUGGCGCCUCCUGAAGAAACAAUAGAGAAGGCUAAAUUUGACAUCAAUGGGCGUCCUUUUCAUUUUCUUUUCUACACAGGGGCAUCCCAUCUUUAUGAAACUCAAUUUGAAACUGUGAAAAGAAUAAAUAGGGCUGAAAAAUUACUUGAACAAAUUCACAGGAAAGGGCACACACCUGAAAAGGAAAACAAAAUGGAUUUGGUUACCUCAGAAUGGCAAGAUAUUAGCGAAAUGGAGAAGACCAUCAAUGAAAGUAUUAGAGAUGAUCACUUUGAGCAGACUAUGCAGGCCCUUGAGAGAUUGGCUCAACAUCCUAUGUCGGGCCAUUUUAAAGACUUUUUGAUGAAUUAUAGAAAAGCCACUACAGUUAAUAUGACCGAAAUGGUGUUUCCAGAAAUUCAGCAAGACCCAGACGGCCGGUACAGUGUUCAGCACACUACCAAGAGGAAAACAGCUGUGGCAACAGUGACCAUCCGUUCUCCAGGAGAAGGCAAAUUUGUCAUUAAUGGACAACCAGGCCUUCUGUAUUUCUCUGAUGUGGGAGCCAGGGAACACGUGCUGUUCCCGUACCAGGUGACGGGCCUGAUGGAGAAGGUGGACACGGAGGUGACGGUGGAGGGCGGCGGUUUCAACGGCCAGUCCGGCGCCAUCCGCUACGCCACCUCCUUGUGCCUGGCCGCCCUCGUCGACGAGCAGGGCCGCGUCAAGCUCCAGCUCGCUGGUCUUCUGAGGCGCGAUCCCCGCGUGAAGGAACGCAAGAAGUUCGGCAAGGCUGGCGCCCGGCGCGGUUACACCUGGCUCAAGCGAUAGAGAGGCGGCUAUGUUGUUUUGUAUCUUCCACACGUAUAUUGCGAUAAUAAAUCUGCACGUUUCGUUAUCCU
Molecule: messenger RNA, 1317 nt
Organism: Frankliniella occidentalis (western flower thrips)
Lineage: Eukaryota; Metazoa; Arthropoda; Insecta; Thysanoptera; Thripidae
Gene: mRpS9
Product: 28S ribosomal protein S9, mitochondrial
Exons: 11
Coding region: 5-1246 (413 amino acids)
Biological process (GO): translation
Cellular component (GO): ribosome; mitochondrial small ribosomal subunit
Molecular function (GO): structural constituent of ribosome; RNA binding
Source: RefSeq, a predicted model, not a curated record